UGAAUAUUAACUGGAAAUGUCCGAAUGGAGCGACGAACGACGCCCAUACCGCAGGCAAAGGGAUGAUAAAAGCUACUCGGAUUUCAACAGUGCCAAAAACAAGGAACCGGUGUGUAAACAAAGAAAAGUAAAGAAAAAAUGCUUGUUGAACGAUAAAUACGCUGAUACAGAGUGCGUCAAAUCCAAGAGAAAUACUAAAAUUCAGAAAAAUUCAUGUCCGUGCGGUACAAAAGAAGCAUGCUGUUCAUCAUUCGAACCAGAUGAAUCACCCGUGAAAAAUGGUAAGAGUAAAAAGGUGAGACUAAAUGCUGAAACAACAAACUGUGAAUCGUCGUCAUUCUGUGAUACCUACGCAAGAAUCUAUGAUAAAGCAACAGCCACGAAAAAAAAAUUAAAGUGCAGAAUAAAUGACGCGAUCUCAAUAGAACGAUUAAGUUUGAAAUCGUCCGAUUCGGAAGACAAUCUUUUCUGUUGCUUAUAUAAACGAUCCAAAGGUCAAUUACAACAGCUUAUAAAAAACAUAAAAAAGAAAGCUUGCCAAAAGCCCAGUGAGAAUUGUCCAAGAAGUGCUUCUAGUUACUCGAACUCGUCCAGUAGAAUGGGUACCUCAACUUCGUCUCAAAUGGACGAUGACGACAGUGAGAAAAUAUCUUUUGCUAGAAAUUCUGACAGUGAUAGUCUGGAUGGAUAUCCCAACACAAUGGACAAAGAAGACAUCAGAAAAAUUGAGAGAGCUUUACGACGACCUCUCUCACGCGUUCUUGAUGCUGCAGACAAUCCAGUCCCUAUAAAACUGGACUAUUUUGCUCCAAUUGAUAAUAAUCCCACGAAUAUUUGCCACAUCAAACCUGCUUCCUUAAAAGCCAUGUCACAAAUGCAUAUAACAGAAAAAAAACUGGAAGAGUUUCGGCGAAAUGACUGCGAUGUAUCAACUGAUUGGGAAUUGGUAUUUUCUUCUAUAAAAGGCUACUAUCAGAAUAAAAUGGGCAAUUCAUGUGAAUCUGAGAAAUUAGAACUGAACGACGUCUUACAAGAACUUGCUAACGACAAACAGUUUCCACAUGAUUCUGUUACAGAAAUUGGAAUUCAAGCUUCCGAAGUUCACUCCGUAGAAAACGUGUCUCAAAAACCUUCACAUACAGACGUUGGUGAUGACAAUACGAUCCCAUUUAAAGAUGAUGUUUAUCAAAACGGUUCGUACAAAAAAAUAUGUGACAACAUUAUCUCGUGCAAAGAAGCUCACUCCGUAGAAGACGUGUGUCAAAAACCUUCACAUACAGACUUUUGUGAUGACAAUACGAUCACAUUUAAAGAAGAUGUUUAUCAAAAAGGUUCGUACAAAAAAGUAUGUGACAACAUUGUCUCGUUCAAAGAAGAUAUGUCAUGUCGAAAACGUGCAAGGAGAAACCCAAGAACGUAUUCUAACCCUGUAUGCCCCAAAAAUAUCGAAGCAAAUCCUUCCUUUCUCCGAAACUGUGAAAAAAAUGACCUCUCUCACAUGAAAAAUGAGGAAAUUAUAGAACAGAUGUCUUUGAAUCAGAGCGCUCCGAUGCCAACUUCUAUUUCUGAGAUCCCAACGACACUUGAACCAGAAAUUAGCGAAACUUAUAUCCCAAAAAGUGCAUCAUUUAAUUUCCCUACUUGUGGUGGAGAAUCUAAUAACAUACUAUCAUUCUCCACUUUAGCCGGCUUAUCCCUGUGUUGUAUCCUCUAUACAGGUUCCUAUUGUUGCUUUUCUUUCUGCAUUUCCGCCGUUGCAUUCAUUGUGCUCGGUUUAUUUGCCGCAAUUGGAACAUGGAUUUCAUACCAAAUAAGCCAAGACCGAUGUAUCAAUCCCACCGAGAAGCUGUACAACAAGCUGUUCGUUUUGGAAAUGUCCGUUGCCAUUCAAAGCGUCACCAUAGAGAUGUGGUACAAAUGCUUGCGAUUUGAUAAAAUCGUCACUUAUGUUUGUCUGGCACCGUGUCUUAUACCCGUAUUCAUUUACGUUGAACAAGAAAAUGAAUCGAUACUUACUAUAUUGGAGAAAUCGGUUGCAAUUUCAGUGUUGUUAUUUGUAAUGGUCUCAAUAUUGGAUAGGAAUUUCUAUGGGAUUGUCGCGGCAAUAGCGUACGCAUUAUCUUUUAAGAAUAUCAAAAAAAUAGACGGGAGUUUGACGUUAUCGUCUCAAGGUAUCAGCAAUUGGUGGUGCUGCUUUUUUACCAUUUGUGCAUUUCAGGCACUUCAGCUUUAAGAUGCUACUUCAAACUUUAAAAAUUAUUAAUCCUAAUUGAUGUUCUUUGAAUUAAUUCUUUACUUCAUCAGUACACAUUUCAAAUGAA
This is a messenger RNA of Agrilus planipennis (emerald ash borer), 2321 nucleotides long. RefSeq lists its product as uncharacterized. Bases 17 to 2233 code for a protein of 738 amino acids. The transcript has a single exon. The record is from RefSeq and is a predicted model, not a curated record. NCBI's taxonomy places the organism in Eukaryota, Metazoa, Arthropoda, Insecta, Coleoptera, Buprestidae.